CCUCUGCCAAACCCCAAUGCUGCUUGAUUUCUCUGCUUCUCCUCAUCCUUCGCAGCCUCAAUCGGAGUUAGUGUCGCUCCGUUUCGGGAUCGAGAAUGGCGCCACUGUUUGUGUCAGGUCUGUAGCAGCUGAUCGAGUCUAUUCUCAUCCCUUGGCGUGGCGUAUUCGCCGUGAAACCUCGGUUUCCGUCGCGCGUGCCUAUCUGCAUCCCCUGCCUGCCUGCCUGUAGCGAGUGUCUGCUGAUUCGUGUGGUAACUUCAGUGCCGUGGAGCGUGUGACAGACGGGAAAUCUGACAGGCUUUGAGGUGAUCCGGACGGGUGGAGUGUGUGGAUGCUCGGUGCGGGAGGGUGUGGCAUUGCGUGCUAUGGACUGGCUGAGGUGCUGAAUGAAACUGUCUCCUGUAUCGGAGGACUGAUGGCAGAGCCGAGUGUACGAUACUUGGAACAACGCUGCAUUGAAGUGGUUUGGACGUGAAGUUGUUCCUUAGGGUUUGGUACUAGCUCCCGAACCUCGCGUAGCAUUUGCUAUUUUAAAGAUCGCAGCACGUGAAGGUUGUAAGAAGUCGUUUUACAUGCUAGGUGCAGCCAUGGACGACUACAUGCGUGAGAUGGUCGAUCUGAAAACCCUUGUUACCAAAACUUUGGAGAAGAAGGGCGUACUUGCCAGGAUUCGGGCGGAGCUGAGAGCAAACGUCUUUCAAGCCAUGGAAGAACAAGAUCAUGAGGCAGAAAGCAAUGGCUCCACAUCAUUUUCUUUGCUUGGAACAUGCAAUGAGCGGGCAAAACAAUUGCAUAAUUCUCCUUCAGGUAAGCUAUUGAUGGCAUUGGUGUGCGACUAUAUGGAGUGGUGUGAGUUGGAGCAUACAUUGAAAGUUUACAUGCCAGAGCUCAACCAGCCCAGGGCUUACGAUAGAUCGGAAUUGGAGGAUAUUUUGGGGCUAAUGGGUGACCCCAAUCCAGUCAGUCAUGAUUCCAGGCCUUUGCUGUUGACUAUUGUUGAGGCAUACUUGAACGAGAAAAAAGAGACAUCAGGUUCUGGAUCUAUUGUAGAAUCCAAAAGUACCCGAAAUGGGGCUACAGGAGGGUCCAGGCAAUCAGGCGGCAGUACUUCCAACCUAGAUUCUUCUGAAGCUCUUGAGACGCGUGGGCCAACGACCAAAAAAGUGUCAGAGAAGCCUAUGGGAGGUUCACAUGAUUGCUCAUUUCAAAGCCGCUCUGAGACAGACUUUGUUGGGGUUGCAAAUGAUGCCGCUAUAAGCCCAGGUUCUUAUGAUGAUAAUCAAAAGCUAUAUCAGAAAUCAAGUCGAGCACAAUCACAGUUAGCUGAGUUGCCACAACAUAGACGAAGUAGUGGCCUACCAGCAUUUAGCGGUGCCUCACGUUCAGCUUCCAACAAUAGAGGAAGCAAUGGUACAGCAAACGAUCAGCAAUCUGGAUCAAGAGACAGGGACACUGAUGGUAAAAGGAGAGACCACUGCUGGAAAGAGGAAGAUGAAUCUCCUGGUGGAAGUUUCUCGAACCGAAAGAAAGAUAAUGCUUGGAGGGACCAGGAUUAUGACAAUCCGUACACGAACCCAUCCCCACGUACAGACAAAGGGGAUGGAAAGAGUCAAAGGAGCGAACACAGCACGAGCCAAAUCAGAAGGACCUCGUCUCUGGAGGCUCCCAGCAAAGCCCUCGGUAAUCUUCAGCUGGCAGAUGAUGAUAGCGCAUCUGAGUUUGGAAGCGGUCUUAACCCUGGAUCCCGGGCACCUCCCACAGCCAGUGCUGGAAAUAAGAAGCAAGCGUCAGCAUACUUCUACAGCGACAGUGAAGAAGAAAAUGUUCUCGAGUGAAAAUUUGAAAUUUCUCACCUUACGUCUCAAGCGGGCAUGUAGAGAUGUUCAUUGUGGAGCUACAACUCCAUCGAAUAUCAGUGGUUACAUGAAGUCUGCACGGCAUCUUCUAUUUUUCAGCUGUUAUGACAUUGUACUCAGGUUUUAAAAUUCAGAUGUACAUUUCGUACUGGACAUGCGUAACUCGAGGUUUGAUAUGUUUUAUGAAUUCCAUUUUGGAAACCCCGGAGUUAGCACAUCAUCUUUUUUAUCUGUCUUGUAAUUUUCAUAGUGUUAACCUGGAUUAUUUAUUUUUCAAGCUGCAA
Physcomitrium patens is the source of this 2140-nucleotide messenger RNA. The record is from RefSeq and is a predicted model, not a curated record. NCBI's taxonomy places the organism in Eukaryota, Viridiplantae, Streptophyta, Bryopsida, Funariales, Funariaceae.